AUGGCUUCUUCCGGCAACUUUGCCUUACUGGCAUCCGACUUCCAGGCUUUGGCCUCUGAAACUAAACGGAAGCAUGCCGACAUUAAGGAGGCUGCUGACAAGGCUCUUGCUUUAAUCAGAACCUCACCCGAUCAGAUUCUAACCACCCUUCGUAAUACGGGAGUCCCGAUUCCAGGUCCAGCUGAUGAUAUCUUCCGACCUAUUUCGAUGGCUUGUGCGACAAAGAAUGCCAAGGUGGUCGCCAUAGCGCUUGGAAGCCUUCAAAGGCUGAUCGGAAUGGAUGCUAUACCCGCAUCCAAGAUACCGCAGAUCGUCAAUUUGCUUUCCAUCGUUUUACCCUUGGGUGUCGAGAUUCAGCUCCGGAUCCUGCAAACACUGCCGUCGCUUUUCACGAGAUGCGCACAACACCUCCAUGGCAGCUUAUUGGCUGAUGCCUUACUACUCUGCUUCCGUCUUCAAGAUUCACGGAUCGGUGUCGUGAGCUCUACUGCUGCGGCAACGUUGAGACAGCUGGUGAUGGUGGUGUUCGAAGGAGUAGCUGCAGAAGAUAAGGCGGUCAAGUGCCCUCCCGGAUCCAAUUCAGAGCCAGAUCCCACCCGAGCAGAAACCGAUUUUCUAGUUGCAAUCCCGCCCUUCGAAAGUAUCCACCUCUCUGGUGAAACGGAAAGAACCGAAGCUCGUAAGGUAGCCCUUCGCCCGAGUGCAAAGGAUGCUUAUCUAGUUUUUGAAGACUUGUGUCUCCUCGUCAAUGGCGAUUCACCUUCAUUCCUCAAACUGCAGAGUUUGCCCAAGACCUUCGGUCUCGAGUUAAUCGAAAGUGUGAUGACUGGGCAUGGCAACCUAUUCCAACAGCAUCCUGAACUGAUUUUCGUCCUCAGAGCUCAACUGUGUCCACUCCUCAUUCGAGCCUUGAGCGAAAAACCAACAUUCCCCCUCACGUUGCGGUUAAUGCGAGUGGCCUUCUUGCUACUCAAGCAGUUUUCAGACGAUCUGUUGGUCGAAGCAGAGAUCUUUCUUUCCCUGAUUAUCAAGACCAUCUCAGUCGAUCAUUCAGAAGGUCAGGCUGAACCUGUUCCGAUAUGGUUGCGAGUCUUGGCGUUAGAGAUCUUCCGCGGUUUAUGCGUCGAUUUUGAUUUACUUUUGAAGAUCUACGAGCGUUACGAUAUGCGCCGUUCAGACCAGACCUCGGGCCUAUUCACCAGCUUGAUGGGCACGUUUAAUCGCUUAGCCUCAGAAAAGCCAGCUCUACUUGGAAUAAAUCAAGAUAUCGCAACGGGCAGUUCAUCCUAUCAUAUCGGCUCCAGCGCGAACCCGGGAGUUCAAGGAAUGAUCGACGGAGUAGUUGGAAUCGCUACACAAGCAGCUGCCCCCUUAGUGGGAGCUCAACAAGGAGGACUCUCAUUGGCCACUGCGGCAAUGAAGCUGCAAUGUAUUGACCAGUUGGACAAAGCUGAAGCCCCCGUCAUCCCCGAGACUUACGUUUACCUUCUCGCUCUACAAUGCAUUUGUAAUGUCGCCGAAGGCUUCGCUGGAUUCACUUUGGUACAACAUGAAGAGUUCCGCCACUCGAGGCCCAGCAAUUCAUCAGAUGACACCCCACCCCCAUCAUUUAUCCUCCCAAUCGACGAGCUGAAGGCUGGACCCACUAAAGAACGCCUCAAGAUGACAAGGAGUAUGGCCGACGCCAGUUGGCCCGCCCUAUUAGCCUCUUUGAAUUUCUUCGUCUCGACAAACUUAGACGAAGGAUUAUUCACUGAGACUUUAUCCGCAAUGCAAAGCUUUACGUAUGUUUGUGGUAUUCUUGAUCUAACCACUCCUCGAGAUGCUUUUCUGCUUAGCUUUUGCAAAUUUGCUGUCCCGCCUGCUAUCGUAGCGAAUUUAAUUAUGGAAGGCCCUAGCGGCACUCCCACCAAAGCAUCGCAAAGUGUGCUCAGUGUCGACUCCCUAGGGCUUGGAGCGACCAAUUCACCCACUUACUUCAGCCCCCGGAGUCUGUCUUUUCUACGGACCCUACUAUCAGUAGCACAAUAUUUAUCUGGAGUACUUGGCAGCUCCUGGUACACUGUUUUCGAAACUUUACAGAACGCAGAUUACGUGAUUGCUGCAAAGCUCAAGAAAAGGACUACCCAACCUAGCUCUCAGACUUCAAUCAACACCAGCGGCACAACGGAUGAAAGCGUGAUCCAGGCAAACAUCCAAAAACUGUUUGACUGCUCCCGGAAUCUGGAUUCAAGUGCUUUCACUAGUUUUGUGACGGCACUUUGCCGCCUUAGCAGUGAAACGGUCGGCCUUCCUCCUGAACAUGGUGGUGCUGUAACGAUCACGCCAAAGACAUUGACCUUUGAUAUGCGCCGCAAAGCCAGUGGCGUACCGAAUCUUCGAAACUACCGCCAAAACGAGCGCUCAUUUGCGGUGGCCAAACUUGGCUCGGUGGCACUUCUCAAUAUCCGCCGGCUCGUAUUAUCUGACAGCGAAAUCGCCUGGACCCCAAUCACAUCGCAUCUCCUUGCCGUCCAGCGAUAUCCCGAGGCGCCUAGCAACAUCCGCCUACAAGCAGCAGACGUCUUUGAUCGCAUGAUACUAUCAGUACCCAAAUUGCUAAACAACUUGGACGAGACCCAACAGUAUCGCAUCCAAACCCAAAUCAUUGAGGUUCUGGGGCGGCAAGCUGCGCCUGAUCCCUCUACACAAUCUUCAACCGACCUUGAGGUUCGCAAACUCGGUUUCGAAACAUUAUUCAAAAUAUUAGAAAACAACGGGCAUUCAUUUGUGGCAGGCUGGAAAUUGAUACUUGAUGUUCUCCGAACUGCCUGCGAAACUUCAGCUACUCAAGCUCCUUCAGACUCCGUGACGACGAUCAAGCCAUUAAAUUACAACUUAGGAUCGAAAGGCAAAGGAACAUCAAAACCGAGCAAUCUACCCAGCAAACUCUCAAUUCUAGUCAGGAAUAGCUUCCCUUCUUUACAACUCAUCUGUACCGACUUUCUGACGGCUCUGAAGUUGGAGGAACUGCGACAAUGUAUUAGCGUUUUAGCAGAUUUUGCUCGCCAAACCGAAGAUAUCAAUAUAGCCCUUACCUCCGGUGGAUUACUUUGGCAAGUCUCUGACCACGUCCAAGGAAAAAACAAAGCUUCAAAGGCAGGUGGCGAGGAUUACGUCCGACUAUGGAUGUACUUGUUGUCAAAGCUUUUGGAAUUAGUUCAUGCGUCCAGACAAGAGGUCAGGGACGGCGCCAUUCAAACUCUCUUCCGAACGAUUGGCCUGUAUGGAAGCUCGCUAUCCUCCACUAUCUGGCAUGAACUUUUAUGGGAGGUGAUAUACCCAUUGUUGGACCUUCUGAGCGACCAAAUCAAGAAAACGCCUACACAACCAUCUGGAGCAUCUGAUGACAAUGUGCCUAUUGACGUUGCCCGGCAACCCAAUGGAGCUCCCAUUAGCCUCAAUGCAAAACAGCUAGAUGAUUCGAAAAUAUUGGCACUCGAAUCAACCGGAAAGGUGGUUUCGGACCACUUUGCUUCUCACAUUCUUGUCAUGCCUCAGUUUUCGAAAACCUGGGCCAACCUCAUUCAGCAUCUUUCUAAAAGUUUUACAUCUGAUCGGCCAUCCGUCAGCACAGCUUCGAUGAAGACUUUGGCUACGAUUUUGAAUACCAAUAUUUCCGGCGACCAGCAUGUCAAAGAAAUCGCCGCCGCCUGGGAAGUAGUAUGGAGCGCAUUUGUUCAAAUGAGCGAGAGGAUUGCAGCGGCGCCCUCUGAGUCGAAACCUGAUAGCAUCUACUUUACUCAAGCUGCUUUAGAAGCUUACAUUCAAGUUCUACGUCCGUUGCAAAACACAUCGCGACUGACCAUGAGCCACGCAAGGAUUCAAAGCUUACUUGAAAUAUGUAAGAUUGUCAUUACAUAUUCAGAGAGCCCAGACUUCCGCCCCGAUAUCGACACAUUACCACCCGUUCCCGCGGCAGUGAUCGCCACGAUUGACCGCAUUGAUCACAAUGCACCUGAUGUGUCUUCCGCUGUUCUGUCAUCUACGGCUGAGCUUGGCACCCUGGCAUUUGUUUCACCAUUCGAAACCACAGACACAUUCUCAAAUCGACCGUCGACCAUCAGCGUCACCUAUAUUGCCUUGUUCAAAGCAAUCCAACCCAGAUUAGUCAGUCUAGUCGAGAAAUUUUGCAAGAAACCAGACGUUUACAAUACUGGUGCUUUGACCAAGGUGUUAUCUUCUUUUAGCACACCAUUAAGAUUGAAAUACGGCUGUCCAGCGCCCUCGAAACAUGGCAAGGCUCCACCUUUAUGGAAGACAGCCAGUAUCUCUUUCCUAACAAUUGUCAAGUCAUGUCUGCCAUCAUUGAACGACCUCGGUCGCAGUGUUACCCAAGAUGCCUUUGAAAGCUUUUGGAAACAGGUGGUAGAGAAUUUUAGUUGUGUACUUUCGGCUGAUUGUAAGCCAGAACUCUUGCUUGAUUUAGAUCAACAACAGGCCGAAGAAAACUUCGACCUGGCGUUCGUGGCGUCUUUGGAGCUAGAUAUUCUACCGUACUUAGGACAUUCUCGGAUUCCGGAUGACAUAAUUCGAGGUUUGGGGAUGGCUGUCCAGAGAGCCUCCCGCCUGUACACCUUCGACCUUGAAAUUGAAAACAGCCGCCAACUGACAAUCACAAGUCAGCGCGGCCCCAGUCUUGCUCAGAUAUCCGCCGAGAACUGCCGUUUUAUCGACGACUUUGCUAAACAAGCAAAAGGCAACAUAUGGGCUACAACUGCUGAUGUAUCAAGGAGGCCGCGCGAACGAUUCAUCUAUUGGUGUUUUGAUCUGCUAUUCCUUUUUUGUAGCCCAGCUACAUCUUCGGAAAGUCAACAUAAACGUGUCGCCUCAAUAUGGUUGCCGAUCUUACUUACCCGAUGCAUCGCUACUAUCAGAGCCUACCUAGCUGAUGCUCCAAUUCGAGGAACUGUACCAUUCAAUCGAUUGCGAGAUGAGGAAAUAACGUAUAUUCUUCGGCAGCUGUUGACGCACUCUUUGUCGGAUGGAUGUGCGGGCCUGUCACUUUGCGGAGAAUACUCACCAACGUCGCCGAGUGGGCAGCCUUUGCUCUGCUUACAACCUAUUCUAAUCGACCUCUUGGCUUGCGAGAAUUCGGGCCAAUCUGGAGUGAUGAAGCAUGUGUAUUCCUGCCCCCAAACCAACGGUUCCUCUCUCACUGCAUACUUCACCUAUCGUGAUCUUCUGCAGAUCUCAAGCCCAGACGGGGCGGAUACGGAAGGGUGCUGGAGAGAUUUGAAACUUGGCCGGAUCGGAAGGUCAGUGCAGCUGUCUGAUGAUUACGGGGACAUCUUUGGCAAGGAUUUGAAAGAACUUGUGAUCUUGUGCUUGCGCAAGAUCACGCAGCAUAUGUCAUAA
Molecule: messenger RNA, 5397 nt
Organism: Puccinia triticina
Lineage: Eukaryota; Fungi; Basidiomycota; Pucciniomycetes; Pucciniales; Pucciniaceae
Exons: 10
Coding region: 1-5397 (1798 amino acids)
Source: RefSeq, a predicted model, not a curated record